Sitophilus oryzae (rice weevil) is the source of this 1543-nucleotide messenger RNA. RefSeq names its product dehydrogenase/reductase SDR family protein 7-like. The record is from RefSeq and is a predicted model, not a curated record. Bases 260 to 1210 code for a protein of 316 amino acids. Gene Ontology annotation, cellular component: membrane. The transcript has 3 exons. NCBI's taxonomy places the organism in Eukaryota, Metazoa, Arthropoda, Insecta, Coleoptera, Curculionidae. Gene Ontology annotation, molecular function: oxidoreductase activity.
GGAACACUGUUUAGAGGCCAUAAGUGGGCGUGCUUGUGCUUUGUACCUUGUACUCUGCUUGUACCAUGUUUUGUUUGUGAUGUUUUGUGCUUUGUACUUGGACAAAGCCACCGAAAUGCACUUAAUCUAGAAAACAAGACACUCUUAAUAUUUACUCUGCUAUUUAUAAAUAAUAUAGAGAAAGUAUAUUAUAUUAUAUACUUUGUACUAUCUUUCUCUGUGAUAAAUAACACAAAAAAAGAACAAACUUUAAGAUAUAAUGAAUGCCCUUCGCGAUAUUUUAUCAAAUUUUAGUAUCUUUGCACCUUUAAGUUUAGCUGUAACAAUUCCAUGGAUCGUAUUUAAGAUACUUGGUAGAACUUGGCUAAAGAAGAGCUACAACACUUUGAAUGGGAAGGUAAUUGUUAUAACAGGAGCUAGUUCAGGAUUGGGAGAAGCACUGGCCCAUGAGUUUUAUCGCUAUGGUGCACAAGUAGUACUUUGUGCCAGAAGGAGACAAGAGUUAGAAAGAGUUCGAUCAGAUUUAUUACAUACACAUUGUAAAGAUACAACACAUCCCCCUAUUAUUAUUCCUUUAAACUUAAAUAAUUUUGACCAACUUAAAGAAUGUGUUGAGAAAAUACUUACAAUUACUUCUAGGAUUGACAUUUUAAUAAAUUGUGGAGGGAUAUCACAUAGAGGUACUGUAUGUGAUACAACAUUAGAUGUUUAUCAAAGAAUUAUGUCUGUAAAUUAUAUUGGCACUUUAGCCUUAACCAAAGCUGUUCUAUCAGAUAUGGUAAGAAAGAAAUCUGGACAUAUAGUAUUCAUUAGUUCUGUCCAAGGUUUAGUAGCACUGCCAGAAAGAUCUGCUUACAGUGCUUCAAAACAUGCAUUACAGGCAUUUGCUGACAGUUUAAGAGCAGAAAUAGCUUCAAAAGAUAUUUCAGUUACUGUCAUAAGUCCAGGCUAUAUUAAGACUAGUCUUUCGUUAAAUGCUUUAACAAGCAAUGGAGACCCUCAUGGAAUAAUGGAUGUUACUACAGAAUCUGGAUAUAGUCCUGAAUAUGCAGCAAAAAAAAUUGUAACAGCAGUAGUUCAAAAGAAAAAGGAAAUUAUAUUGAGCAGUUUGUUGCCUCGCUUAGCAGUUUUUAUCAGAAAAUAUUUACCAUUUCUUUACUUUUACAUUAUGAAUAAAAGAGCACAAAAAAAAACAAAUUUAACAUCUUAGUAAUUAGAUUUAUAAGUAAUUGUUUUUGUUUAUGGUUUUGUGUUAAAAUGGACAUUUUUAAAAUAGUAAUAAUACAUUAUUUAGAUGAGAGUUUUAAAAGUUGUAUCUAGUUCAAACGGGGUACAGUGUAUAGAUAUUUAAUUAGUAUUUUUAUAUUUGGGCCACUUUUCAUGUGAGGUGAUAUGUUCAAUGUUGAAGUUCUGAUAAAUGCUAUGUUGUUUAAAUAUUCUGAUCGUUCUGAUCUAUGUAAUAUUUUACCUAUUUUUUCAAUGCUUCUGAGUGAAUGAAAUACAUUGAUUCAAAUAAAUAGAAUCAAGAUGUUUGUUAAAAUAG